UGGGAGAAUUCAGUGUAUGCAUCACUGCAACUUGAUGUUUUGGGUUUCACUUUGGUCUCGGAUAAUGAACCCGAUACUGUCUAUGCGGCCGGCUGGUUCCGUGGCAGACUGCGCAUCAAUAGGGCUCGCUUGCCUAAUUUUGAUGGCAACUUUGAUGCCGACGCUCGUGUCUUGACCACUUCCGCAGGGCAAGGAUAUGUGAACGGUAAUUUGCCGAAUAAAAGUCAGUGUCAUAUUUGUCGUCUCUGUUCUCUUUCGUUAGGAAUAUGUUCCUCUCCCUCCAAAAUAGCUAUGGUAGCUGAGCCUUUUCUCCAUUUGUGA
Messenger RNA from Protopolystoma xenopodis, 321 nucleotides. The record is from the annotation of a GenBank genome assembly. NCBI's taxonomy places the organism in Eukaryota, Metazoa, Platyhelminthes, Monogenea, Polystomatidea, Polystomatidae.